UCUCUAAAUGUGGCAAAGUACGCUUACACACAGAUUUCGAGGCAAUGACCAUGCAGUGUUACCGUUUCCAGGCAUUUUGUCAUUCUGGGCAAAUACUCUCUCUCACCCUUCUAUCCUCUGCGUUCUAUAUUUGGCCACUCUCUUUCUAUUUUCCUUCUUUGUCACCUCAGAAGUUUAGACAAUUCAGAAACAUGGCUAUAUACAGAUAUGACUAGAAACAGAGAAAGAGAGAGAGAGGGGGGAGAGAAAGUUUGCUGUUUGUAGUUUUGGUUUUCCUUCUCUCUUGCUCUGAUUUUUGGUUUGGUAGUUUGGUGGUUGGAUGAGAGGACAGAAUCGAGUUGUAGGGAGAAAUGGGUAGAGGGAAGAUUGAAAUAAAGAGGAUUGAGAAUGCCACUAGCAGGCAAGUCACCUUCUCUAAGCGUCGUGCUGGGUUGCUUAAGAAGGCCCAGGAGUUAUCAAUUUUAUGCGAUGCCGAGGUUGCUCUCAUUAUCUUUUCCAGCAGUGGCAAGCUCUUCGAGUUUGCUAGUUCUAGCAUGAAGCGAACACUUUCUAGAUACAACAAAUGCCUGGAUUGUUCUGAGACAGCAAUAGUUGAGUAUGAAGUUGAGAAACAACAAUCUAAGGAGGUUAACAUUCUGAAAGAUGAAAUUGCAAGGCUAAGGAUGGCAAAUCGGCGGAUGAUGGGUAAAGAACUGACUGGGUUGAGCUUAAAAGAAUUGCAACAUCUAGAAUAUCAAUUAAGUGAGGGGAUUUUAUCUGUGAAGGAUAGGAAGGAGCAAUUACUGUUGGAACAGCUUGAACAAUCAAGAUUACAGGAACAACGUGCGUUGCUGGAGAAUGAGACUCUGCGUAAGCAGGUUGAGGAACUUCGAGGUUUGCUUCCAUCAACAGAACGUCCUAUCCCACCAUAUCUUGAAUUGCAACCCAUGGAGAAUAAACAUUCUCACAUAAAACAGGAUAUUAUAAGUUCAAACAUUGGUUGUAAUUGCCUAUUUGAGAAGCAAGGAGAUUCAGACACAUCCUUGCACUUAGGAUUGCCAUCAGAUAGCUGUCGCAAGAGAAAAGCACCUGAGGCAUCUGUUUCCAAUGGCUCGAGGACUGAAAUUGCUCCCUCCUGAUACAUCCGUUGAGGUGCCCCUGCUUGAAAUGAGAUGAAAAAUCCUCCGUCUUCAGAGCAUCUUUUUAGCCAGACCAAAAAUAUGCUUGUUAUAUUACAUCUAAAUCAUUGUUGCAAUGGAGCUGGUGAUGUAUCUCUUUUGCAGAGGGAAACUGGUUUUUUGUAGGAUUAUUAUGAAAUAUUUAUUGAUUCAGGUCAUUUGAUCCUUUUUGACUUUAUGGGCUGGGGCCAUUUGCAGAAUGCAGGUUCUUUUUGCUUGUGCUGUGAUUUGUAUAUUUAAGGUGCUCUAGGGUUCUUUCUUUUCACCUUUCUUCUUGAGUUUUUCCCUGAACUUGGUGUAUA
Nelumbo nucifera (sacred lotus) is the source of this 1459-nucleotide messenger RNA. Its product is annotated as agamous-like MADS-box protein AGL15. Gene Ontology annotation, cellular component: nucleus. NCBI's taxonomy places the organism in Eukaryota, Viridiplantae, Streptophyta, Magnoliopsida, Proteales, Nelumbonaceae. Gene Ontology annotation, molecular function: DNA-binding transcription factor activity; RNA polymerase II transcription regulatory region sequence-specific DNA binding; protein dimerization activity. Gene Ontology annotation, biological process: positive regulation of transcription by RNA polymerase II. The record is from RefSeq and is a predicted model, not a curated record.